This is a messenger RNA of Cynoglossus semilaevis (tongue sole), 1891 nucleotides long. RefSeq names its product growth hormone releasing hormone (gene ghrh). Gene Ontology annotation, molecular function: growth hormone-releasing hormone activity; growth hormone-releasing hormone receptor binding; peptide hormone receptor binding. The record is from RefSeq and is a predicted model, not a curated record. Gene Ontology annotation, cellular component: terminal bouton; extracellular region; perikaryon. The coding region runs from base 501 to 932 and encodes 143 amino acids. The transcript is spliced from 6 exons. Gene Ontology annotation, biological process: regulation of protein localization; adenylate cyclase-activating G protein-coupled receptor signaling pathway; growth hormone secretion. Lineage: Eukaryota; Metazoa; Chordata; Actinopteri; Pleuronectiformes; Cynoglossidae.
AAUCUGUCACAUGGUGUGAAGUCUCCAUCUCAGAUGUUCUAAAUAAAAAUGUACAGUAAAUAGUUCACAGGCAUAAAAAUGUGUGGAGAUGUCAGUGGCCAAAAGACGGAGAGGGGGGGAGAGCGAGGCAAUGAUGAUGUGUGUGAGAAAGAGAGAGAGAGAGAGAGAGAGCGCCCGUGCUGUGCUUGCGUGCAUGUAUGUGAUGUGGGAGUGACUACAGGAGCUACAGGUUCAGUAUAACCUCAGUGGAACCCUGCAGGAGUGUCCCUGUGCCUCUCUGCUCCUGUCUGUCCAUGCGGUGGGGAAUGAAGCCAGUGGUGGACGUUAAAUAAGAGAGGAGCUGCACUGACAGUCUGUCAUCACAUCACCAACAUCCUGGUAACUCCUGGAAAAUACAGUAUGUAGAAAAGUUCAAGCUGUGAGGUUGUUUAUUUGAGCUCUACUAAUCUGUCCUCCUCCAACUUCAGUCUUCUCUGCAGACCGUAUGAGGACUUGCUGCGAUGAUGGCCAAAGCUGCGCUGCUGCUCUGUUGUUGCCUGGUCAUGUCUGUAUCAGGCUCCCCGCUCUACCCGUCCAUUAGGUUCGGCCAGAGGGACACGUCCAUUCUGAUGACAUCUUCUAUUCAUAACCCAGCAGAGAAGCUGAGGGACGAUAUGAGUCUUGCCAGGCAACAGGCUGCAUUACGCUCUGGACGUCACGCCGAUGCCAUCUUUACAAACAGUUACAGGAAAGUCCUGGGUCAGAUCUCAGCCAGGAAGUUCCUGCAGACCAUCAUGGGCAAACGUCUAGGUGAGGAGACGCAGGGCUACAUAAAGCGCCAGUCUGACAUCUACAAAGGCACCUGUAAAGAAGAUCUGACCUCCAUCCAGAGCAACCGCAGGGUCAAAGGUGUCCCGGGGAGGAGCAUGAUUGGACCCAGGCUGCUGAGCUGAGGUUGAAUUACUCCUGCUCUGAGACUGUGUUUCCAGCUGACUCCAAGCUGUUCUUCAUUCAUUGUCACAUUUACAGUGAGGACAUGGUUGCAUUAAUGUUGAUCAUUAAAAGCAGUCGAGAAAACCACACCCAGUUUCUGAUGUACUCUUUCAUUUAUUACAUACGGGAUAUAAAAUAUCAGGUGGCCCAAACUUUGGCCUGGGGAACAACUGUAGCAGUUGAACAGUUUUUAAUGUGAGCUGCUAUUUAAUAAAACAUUUUUUUGAAAAACAAAAUUUUUUUUUCACUGUUUUAACAUGACUCUUUAGCCUUAAAACUUGGGUUAAUCCGUUGGUUUAUUUGUAGUGCAUUUGUUCUCAUGUUAAUGUGACCUUGGGUAAGUGGUUCUCAAAGGGGCUCCAGACGCUUUUGUAGAGUGGGCGUUCUGUAGGAAUUAGUUUUAUAAAUGUACCUUUUAAAAACUCAAGAUAUGCAAACUCAGUAGCUUUCAACAUUUAACACACAUAAAUGAGUUUUGUUUUUUUUUAAAAGUCAUCCUGGUUGCAGACUGCAGACAAAGACCAUCUAUGUUUAGUUAGCCUUCUUUGUUAGCUUUAAUUAUACUUUUUUUAAAUUAUUAUUAUUUCGACUAUAUUUUAGCUGUCCUUGUCUAACUUUGUGCUUUUAGCUAGUUAUCUUCUUGGUGAGUGUAUUGAGUUUGUACAGAACAACAACACAGAAACACGUCUCCCCUCAUUUUCUUUAUUUCCUCCACUUUGUUACAAAAACAUCACAUCCACAAAACCAUUUGACUUAAUUUUAAUGAUUCAUUCUGGUGGGAGGAGUAAACUUAAAUGUAUCAAAGGGGACACAAUCGUUGGACGUACACAAGUCAGUGCUGCUGCCAAUGACUUUUCAGCUCAGUAAAAUCAAUGAGGAAUGUAGAAAAAAAAGAAAAACAAACUCCGUCAGGAAAAAC